AUGUCGCAAACUCUCAUCCUCUGCUUUCGGGCCUUUCAAGCCCUCACGGCUGCUGCUAGCAUCGCCUUGGCAGCAUAUGUGGUAAAUUGGCAUCUCAGGGGCCCGCAUCUCUCGACGCCGCCCUCAAUCGGCUUUAUCCUUUUCUCCCCAAUAUUUUCCGUCUUUUCCAUCUUUUAUCUCGUGUUCACGCCACGCCUUGCCCCGAAAGCUACUCACCCAGUGAUUUCCUUGAGCAUUGAAGUCAUCAACUGUAUCUUCUACUUUGCGGGAUUCAUUGCUGUGGCCGUCUGCCUGGGCGAUUUGGCCUUUUGUACCGGCUCAGUCUGCAUGGCAGGCCGUGGCGCCGCGGUGCUUGCAGCGGCACAAUUCAGCUUGUGGAUGGGCUCUGCCAUUAUUGCGGCCAAAGCUAUGGUCAGGGAUGAGAGACGGAUGAAGCUGCUCAGGAGGAGACGAGGUAUCCGGGAUGUGGAACUCUGA
Molecule: messenger RNA, 477 nt
Organism: Trichoderma aggressivum f. europaeum
Lineage: Eukaryota; Fungi; Ascomycota; Sordariomycetes; Hypocreales; Hypocreaceae
Exons: 2
Coding region: 1-477 (158 amino acids)
Cellular component (GO): membrane
Source: RefSeq, a predicted model, not a curated record